CAUAACGUAUUUGUUUUUAGGUAAGUUUGUAUAAACAAGUGAAACAAUGCCCACAUUGAUAGUGAAUUGUUUUAUCUGAGAUGAACUAUUUUUGUGGUUAUAUUCAAGGAAGUGGUUAUAAAUUUCUUUUUUGUCGUAUCGUCGAUAUCUUGAGUAUAUAUUUUCAUUCAUUCGUUCUCGUACUCGAUAGGAAUAAAUAAUUCUUCCCUUGCAUUUGUUUUUUUUUUCUGAAAAUCAUGACGACGUUAUCGACGCUGGUGUUUCUCUUUCUGUUGUGCCUAAAUGGUCGAAACGUUCAAUUUUGCGAUUCCAAAGCCGUCGGUUAUAAUUUUUCGCAUGUGCAUAGUGAUUUGAUAGUAACGACAGGUGUUAAGGCGCCGGAUGUUCCGGAAACGAAAAGGGCGGUUCCAGUGCAACCGGAAGAAGACAAAGAACCAGGAUGGAUGCGCCGGCAGCUCAUGAAGUUUGGCGAAGUGUCAACCAAAAUUGGCAACAGUUUGGGGGGAACCGCGUCCAAACUGACGGGAGCUUUGGACAAAAUAUGCCAAGUGAUCAAAACGGUCAUUCCGGUUAUAGCGGCCGUUUGCCACGUGGGUAAAUUUCAGUUUUGUUCUGCUGCUACCGAGGGGCCCCAGGAACUGGCCAAUGCCAUCGCACCAAAUAAUUUCGAUUUGGAACUGGACCGAUAAUAAUUGUCGUCAAAGCUGAUACAUAUAUGUAUAUAAGUACUUGUGUAUAUUCAAAAAUAAGGGAUGCAAUUUGAGAAAUAAAUAAUUUUUGUUUGUUUGA
Messenger RNA from Agrilus planipennis (emerald ash borer), 789 nucleotides. RefSeq lists its product as uncharacterized. NCBI's taxonomy places the organism in Eukaryota, Metazoa, Arthropoda, Insecta, Coleoptera, Buprestidae. The transcript is spliced from 2 exons. The record is from RefSeq and is a predicted model, not a curated record. Bases 237 to 689 code for a protein of 150 amino acids.